Molecule: messenger RNA, 1080 nt
Organism: Aspergillus affinis
Lineage: Eukaryota; Fungi; Ascomycota; Eurotiomycetes; Eurotiales; Aspergillaceae
Exons: 4
Coding region: 1-1080 (359 amino acids)
Biological process (GO): GPI anchor biosynthetic process
Cellular component (GO): Golgi membrane
Molecular function (GO): glycosyltransferase activity
Source: RefSeq, a predicted model, not a curated record
AUGGCCGACAGCAAAGUGGAGGCCAAUAUAGAUCCGGUUUAUCGCGACUCACUUACCCUUUUGGGCAAAUGGGGUUCUGAUUGUUGCCCCCCUGUGUGCGGCAUUCAGUUCGGUGCAACGAAAGAAUGCUCAAUAUCUAGAAGGAGCCUAGUUCAGGGUUUGACUAGUCAGGAAAGACAAGAUUUAUACCUCACCGUUCUUAUCGCCGAGACCAACGCGUCAACGCAUUCAAGCUGGGACAAGCAGUGGGUUCACGAUCUGGCCGACGACAUAUACACGUAUAAUGUAUCGACUGAAGAGCAUCGGCACCUGAAUCGCCUUCAAAGCACAAGCGCAUACUCGGAAAAGGGUGUUUACGAUUAUAUUUACGCGUUGAAACGAUGUUUUGAAGUAGGAACACCCUACAUUGCGAUGUUCGAGGAUGACAUUAUUCUGGCGGACGGGUGGCUCAUCCGUACCUUAACUGGCUUGAGGCAAAUUGCCUCAUCGGACAGAAGCUCAUGGCUUUACAUGCGGCUUUUCAACCAAGAACGAUCUAUCGGAUGGGCAAAUCAAUAUAUUGGAGGAAAUAAUGAGCACUGGAUUGUAUUUGGAAUUGGACUAUUCCUCUCUGGCUCUGCCAUAUUUGCACGGAAGAGAUGGAGAACAGCGCGAAGCUGGAUUGACAUUGAAACAUUAUGUAUUGUGGCUUUGAUUUUGAAUCCUGCCAUGGUCAUAUUGUUCUUUCAGUCGGGCAAAGCGUCACUUCUGCCGCCGUCACCAGGUGUCGUCGAGGAGCCAUUUGGUUGUUGCUCACAGGCGAUGGUAUUUCCGAGAGAGCAGAUACCGAUGUUGAUAAACUUUCAGGGAAAUAAGCGAAAGGGUCAAAUCGACUUACUGUUGAACGAGUUCGCCGAAGACGAACAGCUAGACAGAUAUGCAAUGUAUCCAGUGCAGGCGCAGCAUAUCGGUCUUGAAUCCGCUAGAAAGACAUUAAAGACCGAAGCGCAAGCCAUUUGGAGCAUGGCUUUCGAAGAUCUUGAUGCUUCAGCUUUAAGGACUGAGCAUCUUCUAAUGGUAGAAGAUUAUUAUUCCCGCUAA